AUGAAAAGCUAUAAAUUUAGUUCAGCAGAGAGAUUUGGACUAACUAACUAGACUACUAGUAGUUUGAUAAAAAUAAUUAGUCUGAUAAAUGAUAAAUUAAUCACUUUUGAAUUUUAAUAAGAUUAUUUCUAUCCAUUAUAUUAAGAUUUUAUAUAAAAAAUAAGAAUAUAAAAUUAAGUGUUUUCAUCCUAUUUCUUUAUUUUCUUUAAAUAUCUUUAAAAGGAAUUUUUUUAAUAAUCAAUUUUAAUCACUUCGCCUUACAGAUUAUAUAUAGUGUAUGCAUACAUACUAUAGUAACUAAACAAAAAAUUUUUACUAUUAUUUGAGUUACUAGUCUCAUCUAAGAAAUGUGCACAUCAAAGAUAAGUGGUUUAUAUAAAGCAAAGUAUAAAAAAUAUAUUAUUCUAUCAAGGUAAAAAGAUGUGGAAAAUUAAAUUGAAAAAGCAGCAAAAUUGUGAACAGAAGUUGUUUUUAGGAUUAAUUACUUUAUUUUUAUAGAAUGAUUGGAAAAAAUUGAGAUGCGUAUGCACUAAAUAAAUAAAUAAGAUGUAAUAAUAACAGAAGCACUUACAAAUUAAUAAAGGAAGAUAUUUAUACCAUUAAAAUUGCUAUGAUAAAUAAAUAUGCCACUAAAAAUGA
This is a messenger RNA of Tetrahymena thermophila SB210, 639 nucleotides long. RefSeq lists its product as hypothetical. NCBI's taxonomy places the organism in Eukaryota, Ciliophora, Oligohymenophorea, Hymenostomatida, Tetrahymenidae. The transcript has a single exon. The record is from RefSeq and is a predicted model, not a curated record.